Molecule: messenger RNA, 969 nt
Organism: Penicillium bovifimosum
Lineage: Eukaryota; Fungi; Ascomycota; Eurotiomycetes; Eurotiales; Aspergillaceae
Exons: 2
Coding region: 1-969 (322 amino acids)
Biological process (GO): retrograde vesicle-mediated transport, Golgi to endoplasmic reticulum
Cellular component (GO): SNARE complex; endoplasmic reticulum
Molecular function (GO): SNAP receptor activity
Source: RefSeq, a predicted model, not a curated record
AUGGCCGGAACAGCAUUCCCCUCUGAGAGCACCACAGAUCUCACCCUCCUAAAUGUCGCCCGUCUAUUCACCCGACUCGAGCACAACCUCCUCUCCCCAGGGCCAGACCGUCGCGCACUCCAACAAUCAGAGUACCAGCGCAUGCGCGUGAACAAGAACGUAGAAUACGCCCGCACCCUCCUCACACAACUCGAGCGCUCCCUCCCGCAACUGAAACCCCUCGACCGCAAACACGAAGCACAAGCGGAGAUCGCGCGCGACAGACAACUUCUCAAGCGGAUACAGAUUAUCCUCGACGAAGCGGAAGCAAAGGCUCAGGCAAAAGAGGACGAAGAUGAGACCGACGACGGCGACGAUGAGUGGAAGGAGCUGUUUUCCAAGCCCGUUGCCAAAAGAGCCCCGUCGAUACCACAAGCAAAGGACCAGGCAACACCGAAACAGACACCGGACUCAUCCUCAUCACAAGAAGCAAGGUUAACGAAUGUCGCGCCGACGGCCACUACCGGACCCUCUGCGACCCCAACUACAUCAUCCUCCCCCUCAAAAACACCAGGACCUCCGACCCUGCGCAACCGUCAUAAAACAUCCGCCCUACCCGCUUCCUCUGAAACCGCAACAGCGACAGGAAGCAGUGCCAAGCUCUCCGGGACUGAGGCUGAACUUACCACGCAGAGACUGGAGCAAGAGGAUUUGACCAGUUCGCUGCUUACUCUUGCGUCACAGCUCAAGUCCUCGUCGCAAUCCUUCCAGUCGACGCUGGAAAAUGAGAAGUCUGCGCUAGACCGCGCUGUGUCGGGAAUUGACCGUACGAGUAGCACUAUGGAGGCGGCGGGGAAACGGAUGGGGAUGUUGAGGAAGAUGACGGAGGGCAAGGGAUUAUGGGGGCGGAUGAUGCUGUAUGCGUGGAUUUUUGGGUUGUGGGUUGUUGCCAUUUUGAUUGUUUAUGUUGGGCCUAAACUGAGGUUUUGA